Molecule: messenger RNA, 3477 nt
Organism: Lingula anatina
Lineage: Eukaryota; Metazoa; Brachiopoda; Lingulata; Lingulida; Lingulidae
Biological process (GO): regulation of apoptotic process
Cellular component (GO): cytoplasm
Molecular function (GO): protein binding
Source: RefSeq, a predicted model, not a curated record
AUGUCUGAAGAAGUUAUAGGAGGCGUGGAGGUGUUAGAGUCUCUACUAGAUUUGGAGAGAAGACCAGCAGAUGACAAGACACCAAUACCAGACAUGGUCACCAAGUGUACAGUGCUGGAGCUAAAAUGUAAGAACAUAAAGCACAUCCCUAACACCAUAGAUAGAUGUAUCAAUGUGAAGAAGAUCAAUCUCACAGGGAACAUGCUUUCAUCAAUUCCCGGGUCAUUGUACAAGUUAAAAAAUCUCACACAUCUUUAUCUCGGAGGGAAUCAGUUGACAGAGCUCCAAGCUUCAAUGUGUGCUCUAUCACAUAUAGAGGAUCUGAACCUACAUAAUGACGAGCAAUCCAGUCUCCCUCCUGAUAUUGGUAAGCUGAGUGCACUGAAGAGUUUGAACCUCGGGUGGAAUCAGCUCACAGAGAUCCCAGCCUCAGUGUGUGCUCUACCACAUAUAGAGAAUCUGGACCUACAACAUAACAAGCUAUCCACUCUCCCUCCUGAUAUUGGUAAGCUGACCACACUGAAGAAUUUGGACCUCGGGGAUAAUUGGCUCACAAAGCUACCAGACUCAGUGUGCGCUCUACCACGUAUAGGGAACCUGGUCCUACGGAGUAACAAACUAUUCAGUCUCCCUGCUGAUAUUGGUAAGCUGACCACACUGAAGAAUUUGGACCUCGGGGAUAAUCGGCUCACAGAACUACCAGCCUCAGUGUGCGCUCUACCACAUAUAGAAAACCUGGUCCUAUGGGGUAACAAUGUAUCCCGUCUCCCUGCUGAUAUUGGUAAGCUGACCACACUGAAGAGUUUGGACCUCAGUAAUAAUCAACUCACAGUGCUCCCAGCCUCAGUGUGCGCUCUACCACAUAUAGAGAACCUGGACCUACAGUUUAACAAGUUAUCCAGUCUCCCUGCUGAUAUUGGUAAGCUGACCACACUGAAGAGUUUGGACCUCAGUUCUAAUCAACUCACAAAGCUCCCAGCCUCAGUGCGUGCUCUACCACAUAUAGAGAAUCUGGACCUAAAUUUUAACAAGCUAUCCAGCCUCCCUGCUGAUAUUGGUAAGCUGACCACACUGACGUGUUUGGACCUCAGUUAUAAUCAGUUCACAGAUCUCCCAGCCUCAGUCUGUGCCCUACCACAUAUAGAGAAACUGAACCUGAAGGGUAACAAGCUACCCAGUCUUCCUAUUAGUGUCAGUAAAAUGGUCACACUGAAGUAUUUGGACAUUUCCAGCAAUAAUAUAACGCAUUUACCCCACCAGCUUGCUUCUCUCACACUUUAUGUUCUGAAUGUGGAUGAUAACCUCAUCCAGCAACCACCCAUGUCAGUAUGUGAGGCAGGACAAGAGGCAAUAUUCAGAUACUUAAUUGAACUCAGGGAAUCAGAAGCAGUGGAGUCUUGCAGAUUGCAAUUAAACCUCUUGGGAGAGACAGGAAGUGGGAAAACCAGUUUAGCACGCUCUCUCAGACGUGGAAUACCCGUGCUGACUGAUGUAGCAGAUAGAACUAGAGUUGUGGAGCAAUCACUGUGGGAAAUUGAAGGGAACAUCAGUUUUAACAUCAAUGACUUUGGAGGUCACGAAGUGUACAGAGUUGGACACCGUAUAUUCAUCUCACAGAACAGUAUAGUUCUUGUCACCUUUGACCUGUCGACCUAUGACCCCCGCAGUAGUUCCUAUUUCAGACAACAUAUUGGAGUCUGGAUAGAUAUGGUGCAGUCCCAUAAUCCAGGAGUGACAAUUGCAUUGGUUGGUACACAUCUCGAUAAAACUGAUGAAGUAACCAGUAAGGCUGUAUGUGCGUCUGUCCAAGAAGUAAUUGAAAGUGAAAGAAUAAAGAGACAAGAUUGGUUCACCGAGCAAGCAAGAGAGCUACAAGUAAGAAUCCACGCCCUACAAAAAGACAAAAAUGAAGUCCUUACUUUAGCAUACAAAAGGAAGAUAGAAGCACUGAACAAAAGAAGAGGGCAGAACCAAUCGAGAAUUUAUCCCCACAUUUUCAUGGUGAGCUCGAAGACCCAGGCAGGUUUUGGAGACCUUAAAGAUUACCUAUCUGCCCAAGCAAAGGAAAGAAGUGUUACCCUACCAAAAACCUGGCAUGAGGCAGCAAAGACCAUCUAUGCAAAAAAAGAAAGCAAAACUGAAAACACACUUUGCUGGGACAAUGUGAAGCAAGACGUGGUAUACGCAAAUAAUACUGCAAAAUACAUAUGGAGCAAGAUACGUGGAAGAACUGAUAAUAAUGUGAAUGCAAUUCUUUCCUUCCUUUCCAGUAGAGGUGACGUCAUCUGGUAUCCAAACAAUCCAAUACUUAGUAACAUCAUCUUCCACAGGCAGGAAGUUCUAGCUGAUCUCUUGAAGGCAAUCCUCAGCCACGAUAAGGAUGAGUUUUUAAAUCAAGUCAUAGUCAGUGAGCCCAUGGCAGAGAAAAUUAAAGAAGAUUUCAUCAUGAGAGGAGUUCUCUCUGUGCAGGUGAUGGAGGAUCUAUGGAAACCAUUUGGUUUGACAGCCAGGGAAAGCAGUGCAAUGGUGGAGCUCAUGCAGAGGCUGGAGCUAUGCUUUAAGGUGAAUGAGGGCGAAGAUGGCGCCACAUUUCACUUUCCAUGGCUACUAGAACUAAGCCGCCCACCAAUCAUAGACACCAAGUGGCCUCAGUCCGUACCACAGGACACUACACAGCUUACACUGAAUGUGUAUUUUCCAUACCGCUGUCCUGAUGGUCUUUAUGAGAAAUUGUCUGUGCGCCUUCAUUCAACCCUUGGACUCUAUCAGCCUAUGAGGAGAGACUGGAAAGAUGGGGUAUUUGUGGACAAGGCGUCACACUGCAUGCAAAUGUCCAGAAGCCAGACAGACAGAAACUGGGUGAUCACCAUUGCUGUUCGUGGUCAAUAUCUCCCAGACCUGUGGAAAAUACUGCUCCAAAACCAUGACAACCUUAUGGACAUCCUGGAGGAAGAUUGGCCUGGCUUACCAUGUGACAAGUACCUGGUGUGUCCUCACUGUACAAGUCUAGAUGUAGAGACCCCAACCCUGUUCCCUGGUGAAGUGAUUGACCAGCCCCCAGCUGAGACUGUUGACAGGGUACCAUGUUGGAAAACAAAGGAAAUGAUACCAGCUGACUUAAUAUAUCCCAAUAUGCCAGGUUUAACAGCCAUGAAACCUCACCAAAAGCGUGCCCUGAAACAGCACAUGGAGCUGCUGGUCAGUAACAUUACUACUCCAUGCCUGAGUUACCUGCUGGACAAGCUGAUGCAGGAAGAUAUCAUCACUGACAGAGAGAAACAGUAUGUACGUUCUAAGCCGUCUACUGGGGACACAGAUAAGGCUGAGGGGGCAGCAGCAGCCAGUGUGGUGUCCCCUGAGCAGACAAGAACACUGCUCAAUAUUCUGCUAACCAAAGAAGAGAGGGCAUUCCAGUGUCUGUGUAGAUGUCUGGAGAAGAUUGCACAGGGUUUUCUGGCUAAAAAGUUGAAAAGGUAA